Hydra vulgaris (swiftwater hydra) is the source of this 1801-nucleotide messenger RNA. RefSeq lists its product as uncharacterized. The record is from RefSeq and is a predicted model, not a curated record. Lineage: Eukaryota; Metazoa; Cnidaria; Hydrozoa; Anthoathecata; Hydridae.
AAAGCAAAGGACAAGAUCUGAGUACUCUUAAGUUUUAAUGGCAAAAAUUAUCUGCAAGGUGCACUAGGCAUUGACUCUAGCACUGGCUUAAACCACUUUAAUGCAAUUAGUGACCUUUUGAAGGAGCUGGACAUAGAUAACAAUGAAAUAGCCAAAUGCUAGAUGCGUUGAUAUUAUCACCAGCAAUACUGGUAAUCUGGGUAGAGCUAUAUACAGGUAGAUGGUAUUAGGUUAAAUAUUUUGCAAAACCAUGAUCCGUGCAUUGCUUUUUGUCUUCAUUUUAAAAUUCCAAACAUGCAAAGCUGAAAAACAUGUUGCAGAUAUAAAAAAAAUCAAACAAGAGAACACAAAGGAAAUUUUGCUAAAUGACAUAUUGAAUAACAAGAAUGCUAACUUUAACUCAGACAAAACAAUUAAUGUUUUGAACGAAUUGCUAAAUUUGUAUGAUGAAUUUAAAAAAAGCCAAGUAAGUGAUUUGGCUGAAACUUUUUUUAAAAAUGACAACAAAAAAACUGAACCUAAUGUUCUUCCUUGGCUGUUACCAGAUUUUUCUGAUAGUCCAAAACAUAGUCCAAUAAGAAUCUUUACUAAUUUCCCAUGGAACAAAAGAGUGGCAAAUAAGCUCAUGAAAGAUAAGCAGGCACCAGCCCUUCCCUGGUUGAUACCGAAUUUUCAUGAUAGUUUUCAAAAAAAUGACAAUAACAUAAAAACAUUAAUAAAACUUCCUUGGUUUAGAUAUGAUAACUCUAUUUCAAUCGCUCCUCGUCCUUGGAAUAAAGAAGAAUUGGAAGAGCUUAUUUAUGGUGACAAUAGAAAACUAGAUAAUGAUAUUCUUUUAAAAAGAAACAAAAUUUCAAGAUCUUCAAACGCCCCUCGUCCAUGGAAUAAAGAAGAAUUGGAAGAGCUUAUUUAUGGUGACAAUAGAAAACUAGAUAAUGAUAUUCUUUUAAAAAGAAACAAAAUUUCAAGAUAUUCUGACAAAGCAGUUUUACUUCGAUGGUUAAAAGAUACUAUUGAAUCUUAUGAAGAUAGAGAAAAACCGCGAUUAUACUUUGGAUCAGCAAUAAUGCCUUGGAAUAAGCAAGAAGCUGACAGUUUUAAAGAUAAAUUAAAAAUUCAACCUCAAAAAAAUAAAAAAUUAUCAUUUAAAUCACUUUGGAAAAGACUAGAAUCACUGGGGUUUCAAAGAGGUCUUGAAAACAAUGAAUUAAAAUCUCCUAGGCGAAAAGAAGAUUUAUCGGUUGAAUCUUUUUUAAAAGGAAUGGAAUCACUUAGAUUGCUUAGAAAUUAUAAAAAUCUUCACAAUGACGCUAAUUUUCAAACAAAUGAAGACACAACGCUCAAAAAUUUAAUAAGUAGUAUAGAAAAAGAAAAUUCAAAAAUCAAUAAUGAAAUAGCAAAUUAUGAACUUUAUGAAAAGAUUAAUGAGUUUUUGUCGUCAAAAAAUUCAAGUGAAACCGAUUCUUAAAUCAAUCUAAACUAAAAAGACCAACAAUCUAAUAAAUGAACUUAAUGUUUAAAAGUUUUUAUUCCUUUGAUUGUUUUCUCAUAAUAUUUUUUGUGAUUUUCAGAUUGUUUGUUUUUACAAAUUUUAGAUUUUAAUAGUUCAUAAAAUUAUGUCAUUCAUUUUAUUUAUUCAUCCGUUAUUAUAUUUAUUUUUCUUGUUUUUUGAACGUUUUUUAUUGCAAAUAGUUAAUGAUGACAUAUUCAUGCUAAAAUAAUAAUAUAACAAUAAUUAUUACUUUUGUUAAUGAUUAAUAAUAAUAAAUGGCAAGUGUAGCCUAGAAUAACCAUAAAAACU